Molecule: messenger RNA, 1555 nt
Organism: Carcharodon carcharias (great white shark)
Lineage: Eukaryota; Metazoa; Chordata; Chondrichthyes; Lamniformes; Lamnidae
Gene: otc
Product: ornithine transcarbamylase
Exons: 10
Coding region: 191-1255 (354 amino acids)
Biological process (GO): L-citrulline biosynthetic process
Cellular component (GO): mitochondrion
Molecular function (GO): ornithine carbamoyltransferase activity; amino acid binding
Source: RefSeq, a predicted model, not a curated record
UCUGCAGCUGUCUGCCCUCGGCCACUUGCUACGUCACUGACGUCUGGUUGCCGUUUUCAUUGCAUCAGCUACUGGGUCAGAUGAAGCAUAAAACUCAGCUAGAGGGGGGUAAAGAUCACCCACAAUACUUAAAGCCAGGUGGGAGUUGGAGUAUUAUUGGGUGCUGCUCAGUUCACAAUCCAAAUCAGAAAUGAUGAGCUUCACUUUAAGGAACCUUCUGGGACGCACGGUUUCAUUGAGCAACAAAUGCUCUGUGCGCUCAUUCCGAUGUGGACAAGUUAUGCUAGGUGCUUCUGUCCUAAAAGGUCGUCACCUGUUAACUCUCAAGGAUUUUAAUGGUGAAGAAAUAAAGCAACUAUUGUGGACAGCAGCUGAUCUGAAAAUGAGAAUAAAAGAGAAGGGUGAGAUACUGCCUUUACUUCAAGGCAAAUCUAUUGCCAUGAUAUUUGAAAAAAGGAGCACCAGAACAAGAAUUUCUACAGAAACAGGAUUUGCAUUGCUUGGAGGGCACCCAUGCUUCCUUACAACACAAGAUAUUCAUCUGGGGGUAAAUGAGAGUCGUAAAGACACAGCAAGGGUUUUAUCUGGGAUGACUGAUUUGAUCCUGGCCAGGGUCUAUAAACACUCUGAUCUCGAGCAGUUAGCAGAAGAUGGCUCAGUCCCUGUGAUCAAUGGGUUGUCAGAGCUAUAUCAUCCUAUCCAGAUCCUGGCUGAUUACCUUACUCUUCAGGAACAUUUUGGCUCACUGUCUGGUCUAACUGUGUCUUGGAUAGGAGAUGGAAACAAUAUGUUACAUUCUUUCAUGUUGAGUGCUCCUAAGCUUGGAAUGCAUCUUCGUGCUGCUACACCUAAGGGCUUUGAACCUGAUGCCACCGUCACCACAUUUGCUAAGUCAUUGACUGAAAAGCACGGAACCAAAAUGUUUUUCACAAAUGAUCCUUUGGAGGCAGCAAGUGGAGCCAAUGUUCUAGUAACAGAUACGUGGAUCAGCAUGGGGCAAGAAGAAGAGAAAGCAGAGAGGUUGAAAGCAUUUCAUGGUUAUCAAAUCACCAUGAAGACUGGACAGUCAGCUGCACCCAACUGGGUAUUCUUGCAUUGUUUGCCACGAAAACCAGAGGAAGUUGAUGAUGAAGUAUUUUAUUCCCCAAGAUCACUGGUCUUCCAAGAAGCUGAAAAUAGGAAAUGGACAAUAAUGGCCGCAAUGGUGAGCAUGCUAACAAAUUAUUCUCCAACGAGCACCAAACCAAAAUUCUGAAUUCUGUCCUACAGCCCAAUGUCCACAAUGCAGUGGAAGGAUAAUAUGAAAAAAUCCGAGAAACUUUAACUGCACAUUUCUUUGAUAUUUAAAUACACUACUUAAUUUCACUACACUAUGAUGCUGAUAUGACUUAUUAAUGGUAAUCAAAAAGAAACUGGCAGUUCACAAGUGAUCCUUUGAUCAAUGAAGCAAUGUAAAUAUGAUGUACAAACAUCUCAUCUAAUCAUCCUGAAUCCCAUGCUACAAUCCAACAUCCACAAUUCAAGCAUAAGGAUAAAUAAAAAAACCCUCAAAAUG